Molecule: messenger RNA, 2393 nt
Organism: Ailuropoda melanoleuca (giant panda)
Lineage: Eukaryota; Metazoa; Chordata; Mammalia; Carnivora; Ursidae
Gene: ACCSL
Product: 1-aminocyclopropane-1-carboxylate synthase homolog (inactive) like
Biological process (GO): biosynthetic process; amino acid metabolic process
Molecular function (GO): pyridoxal phosphate binding; transaminase activity
Source: RefSeq, a predicted model, not a curated record
AGAACGCUGUAAAGCAGGAAUUGCUCUAACUGAGGCACCGGUGGAGACCCCAGAGCCAACCUGUUCAGUGUCCCCUUUUUCUCAACGUAGGCCCUAAAGCUUUUUCUCAGAACCCAUUUUAAUGUCUUGUAAGUACAGUGCUCCAGUGUCUGGGCUUGGGGCCACUUAAGCAUUGCCCUUGAAUGAGUCGGUAAUUCUUCCAGAACCAAUGUGGGCCUCUACCCGAGGUGUGGAAGUAGGAGGGGCAGUGGGGAGCCGGAGAUCAGGCCUGAACCUGAGGGUCAAGGCGAGUAGACUUUGCUGCAGCACAUGGUCCCCCCCCGCAGGUUCCAGCCAGCCUGCUGAGGCCGAGACAGAGCCCCAGACCAUGAGUCACCGGUCAGACACCGUCCAUCUGCCCUGUGGUCAGAUGAGGGGUCAGUGCCUCGGGAACCAGGGCAUCCACACCCAGCCCGUGGAGGUGAUGCUGCACUUCAAGCUGACCGUCGAGAAGCAUAUGGUGCAGCUGGUCACCAUGCGCCAGCAGCAGGACCUGGUGCCGGAGGAACAGAGGCGUCAUCCGGCCACUGGGGAGCAGGAAGCCCUCCUGGACGGCUUAAUGUACCAGUUGGUCAACCUCCUCCAGUCUGGGGCCGCAGGUGGCCUGGGGCUGCAACCGUCUUGCCCUUCCCUGGAUGUGAGGGGUGUUGUUGGAGGUGGGCAGCGGGCCCAAUCAUCCAGGCAGCCUGACCAGCCAGUUCACCAACGGAAUGAUCCUGAAGCGACAUUCGUCAGCCAGCACCUGUCCAACCGUGGGAUUGACAUCUCUGCCUUAUUCCAAGCCAGCUUCCAGGAUUACAAACUGUACCAAGGAGAUAAAUAUGACGAGGACAAGAACACCUUGGGCUUCAUUAACCUUGGCAUCAGUGAGAAUAAGCUCUGCCUUGAUCUGAUGACUGAAAGGUUGAGUCAGAGUGACAUGAACGUCAUUGAGGAUGUCCUGCUGCAGUAUCCUGAUUGGUCAGGGCAACCAUUCCUGUGGGAAGAGGUGGCCCGGUUCCUGACCUACUACUGCAAGGCACCUGCUCAGCUCGAUCCAGAAAAUGUAGUCGUUCUAAAUGGCUGCUGCUCUGUGUUCUCCACGCUGGCCGUGGUUCUGUGUGAUCCAGGUGAGGCCUUUCUGACCCCCACCCCCUUCUAUGGUGGCUUCGCCUUUAGUUCCCACCUGUAUUCGAAAGUUGAGCUGAUUCUCGUCCACCUGGACAGUGAGGUCAGAAUGGGCACAGAUGCACAUCCCCGUCUGUUCCAGCUCACUGUGGACAAGUGACAGGCUCUGCUUGAGGCGACACUUACAGGGAAAAAGGUCAGAGGCCUCAUACUAAUCAACCCUCAGAAUCCUCUGGGAGACGUCUACUCCCGAGACUCACUGAAAGAGUACCUGGAAUUUGCCAAGAGGUACAACCUACACGUGAUUAUAGAUGAGAUUUACAUGCUGUCUGUGUUUGAUGAAUCCAUCACGUUCCACAGCCUUCUGGGCAUGGAAAGUUUGCCUGACCCCAACAGGACCCAUGUGAUCUGGGGCACCAGUAAGGAUUUCGGCAUCUCUGGCUUCUGCUUUGGUGUUCUUUACACGCAAAACAAGAAGGUGGCCUCCGCUGUGAGCUCUUUUGGCUAUCGCCACGGUAUCUCUGGCAUCGCCCAGUACAAGCUGUAUCGGCUGCUUCGGGACAGAGAAUGGAUUGACAGAGUGUACCUGCCCACCUACUGCUCCCGGCUGCAGAGAGCUCACAGAUACAUCACUAAGAAAUUGAAGGCAUUGGGGAUCUCUUUUCUCAACCAUGGCUCUGGCCUCUACGUCUGGAUCAACUUGAAAGUGUACCUGGAUCUGUGGACCUUUGAGGAAGAGCGGCUGCUCCAUCGCCGCUUCCUGGACAACAAGCUGAUCUUGUCCCGCGGCAAGACCUACAUGUGUAAGGAGCCUGGCUGGAUCCGCGUCGUCUUUGCGGAUAAGCCCCUGCGGCUAAAACAAGCCAUGCACCGGUUCUACCAGGUGCUGGAGACGCAGAAGCUGGAGCUGAGAGUGAAACAACUGGAGAGCGCGCAGUGUGAGUAAGUGGUCUGCCUCCCACCCAGCGGCUGCGGCCAGUCCUGUGCUCAGGGACUCCCUGACGUCAGCCUCUGGGCCAGAAGCCUGGGGUUUGGGCCUGGUGCGGUGACUGAGCCCGCAGUGGGCUCCUCCGGGAAUGGGCUCCUCUGACCCAGUCAUCAGCCUUCUCCAGCUGAUCGUCUGUCGCUUUGGAAGCUUGGCAUCUUUUUAGUCUUCGUUAGCCAUUGUGUGUGUAGGUGAAAUGUUUUUAUGGGGGUUGGGGUGGGGGCUCGCUGGGUUCUGAUUUUGAUGGUUUUAUUUUUGUAGU